AUGGUUGAAUACAACGGUGAUAAGGGGGAUCGGUCCCCGCUGCAUCCAUGGGAGUUGCAUGAUGUAGAGACGUGCUUAGUAUCCAAGGAGCUGUUGCAGGGAUUGAUAGAUGAAGGGCGAAUUGAAAUUGGCCGCGUAAUGAGGGAGGAAGGAGAGGUGUUCAUGCAGUCAAGUGACACCAACCUGGGUAAGCCUAAACCUUUGGUAAUUCAUUUUACCAGAGAUGUUACCACUCAAGUGCCUCGAGGUUUCCAACCCGUUGUGGUGAGAACACCAUCUCCAUUCCCUUACAAAAGUGACAAGGCGAUGCCAUGGAGGUAUGACAUACAAGGAUCCUACGGAAGGCAAGACGCGUCUGUCAUGUGUGUUGGGGCUAGCAUGCCGACUACUAAGAUUACGAAUAUUUCUAGUAUGAGUGGCAUGAUGAGUAGUGGGCAUCUUUUUGCUCCUCCCGAACUACUGGCAAAGUCGAAUGACAAGGGAAAGACGAGGGAGGAUGUGGUCGAAAGGGAGAAUGUAGGCCCUGUGAUGAAUAACAAGGCCCCUGUCAAAAAGCCCAUGGAGGAAGAAGACAGUUUUGGCAAGAAAGAGAUAUUUACUGAGGAAGCAACAAAAUUUCCGAGAAUCAUUCAGCAGAGCGAAUUCAAGGUAAUUGAACAGUUGAACAAAAUGCCGGCCAGGAUCCCUUUGUUGGGACUACUCAUGCAUUCUAAGCCUCAUCGGAAGUUGCUGAUGAAAAUUUUAAAUGAGGCCCAUGUGGCGCAUGACAUCUCAAUGGAGAAGUUUAGGAGGAUAGUCAAUAAUAUCACUGCAAGUAAUUAUUUGACUUUCACUGAGGAGGAGUUGCCAAUUGAAGGGAGAGGGCAUAAUAAGGCUCUGCAUGUGUCGGUCAAAUGUGUGGAUCACAUGGUGGCUAAGGUGCUUGUGGAAAAUGGCUCUUCUCUUAAUGUCAUGCCUAAAACGACAUUAGACAAGUUGUUGUUUGACGCCUCGUACAUGAGGCCAAGCUCUAUGGUGGUCAGAGCCUUCGAUGGCAGUCGUCGUGAUGUGAAAGGGGAAAUUGAUCUCCCGAUCCAAAUUGGCCCAUGCACAUUCCAAAUCACCUUCCAAGUCAUGGACAUAACUCCCACUUAUAGUUGUUUUCUAGGUCGACCUUGGAUCCAUUCUAUUGGAGUAGACCCAUCAUCUUUGCAUCAGAAAUUGAAAUUUGUGGUGGGGGGUCAACUUAUUAUAGUAUUAGGUGAGGAGGACAUACUAGUAAGUUGUUUGUCUUCUACGCCAUAUGUUGAAGCAGCGGAGGAGUCACUAGAAACAUCAUUUCAAGCAUUGGAAAUUAUGAAUAGUGCUUAUGUGGAGUCUCCUCCAAUACAACCACAUUUGCCUGAUACCUCUUUGAUGGUAGCUUGA
Glycine soja is the source of this 1407-nucleotide messenger RNA. RefSeq lists its product as uncharacterized. Bases 1 to 1407 code for a protein of 468 amino acids. The transcript has a single exon. The record is from RefSeq and is a predicted model, not a curated record. Lineage: Eukaryota; Viridiplantae; Streptophyta; Magnoliopsida; Fabales; Fabaceae.